Erigeron canadensis is the source of this 966-nucleotide messenger RNA. Its product is annotated as E3 ubiquitin-protein ligase MARCHF8. The coding region runs from base 59 to 724 and encodes 221 amino acids. The record is from RefSeq and is a predicted model, not a curated record. The transcript is spliced from 7 exons. Gene Ontology annotation, biological process: protein ubiquitination. NCBI's taxonomy places the organism in Eukaryota, Viridiplantae, Streptophyta, Magnoliopsida, Asterales, Asteraceae. Gene Ontology annotation, cellular component: membrane. Gene Ontology annotation, molecular function: ubiquitin-protein transferase activity; zinc ion binding.
CACAAAGAAGGAAAGAAAGAAAAAGUGCGAGGGAAUUGUGUAAAAAUAAAAAAAAUACAUGAUGACAGAAGUCAGAUUAAAUAUAUAUGAAGAUGAUGAUUCAGAACAGGUUCUAUUAUAUUCAACAGCAGCAGCACCAGAAAUGAUAAUCUGCAGAAUUUGUCACGAGGCAGAGGAUCAGUUGGAAAAUUCAACAUUAGAAUCUCCAUGCUCAUGUUCUGGUACCGUUAAGUAUGCACACAGAGAUUGUGUACAAAGAUGGUGUGAUGAGAAAGGAAACACUAAUUGCGAAAUAUGUCUUCAGAAAUUUGAACCGGGAUAUUCAGCCCCACCCCCUAAAAAAGACGUCCACACGAUUCGAGGAAGUUUGGAGGUUCCGAGAGCAGACGAAGAUUUGGAAACGACGGUCAUUACUGAAGAUGAAAGUUUGGCUGAAAGAGAACAUGAGGAGUGCUCAUCUGCAGCUGACACAACGGCUUCUAUUUUUCGAACUUUGGCUCUCAUUUUUACGGUACUUUUACUAAUCAGACAUUUUAUUGGAGUGCUAAUCGGCGAAACAGGAGAUUACCCAUUUACCCUCCUAACAUUACUACUUAUAAAAGCUUGUGGGAUAUUGCUUCCAAUGUACAUAAUAAUGCGGGUGAUCGAUGUGGUCCAUAACAGCAUCACACGUCCACAUCAGGAUUCAGAGAAUGCUACAUUGCAAAGGACGUUUAACUUAUAAUUGAUAUGCACAACCAACAAGUUUCCAGCUUGAUUGAUAUUCAAGAAUUCUUUACAUUCUUUUUCCAAUGGGUUAAAGUAAAAGAAGAUAUCAAUUGUACCUUCAUUUGUACUAGUUGAUAGCUGUAUAUUGAUGUUCUCCUUUCUUUGUGCAAGAUGAUAAUCAUUAUUAAUUGUAAAGAUAAAAGAGAAUCAGUGUAGACCUUGUUUCAAGCUAAAAAAUCAAUGUACAUCUUCGAAGUA